Molecule: messenger RNA, 1353 nt
Organism: Pyricularia oryzae 70-15
Lineage: Eukaryota; Fungi; Ascomycota; Sordariomycetes; Magnaporthales; Pyriculariaceae
Exons: 2
Coding region: 1-1353 (450 amino acids)
Biological process (GO): endoplasmic reticulum to Golgi vesicle-mediated transport; endoplasmic reticulum organization; Golgi organization
Cellular component (GO): endoplasmic reticulum membrane; endoplasmic reticulum-Golgi intermediate compartment; COPII-coated ER to Golgi transport vesicle
Molecular function (GO): D-mannose binding
Source: RefSeq, a predicted model, not a curated record
AUGCAUUUCCGGUCUUCCCUUGCUUGGAGCAUGGUCGCUAGCGCCACUCAAGUUCAGGCACAGUAUCUUCUCAAUGACAUGAGCUUUGGUGUCGGCUCCAAGAUCUCAGAAAAUGGCCACACAAUACCGAACUUCUCGACACAGGGUAACCCACGGCUGCCCGAACUCCUCUCCAACAAGCUGAUCCUAACGCCUCCUGCACCCGGAAACCAACGCGGAGCCGUAUGGACCGACAAGGAGCUGCACCAAGAUGAGUGGGUGACCGAUGUCAGCUUCCGCGUCAAUGGGCCCGAGCGUGGUGGCGGAAAUAUGAAUAUUUGGAUGGUCAGGGAUGGCUCGCGCGAGGUUGGAACCAGCAGCAUCUACACCGUCGGCCACUUUGAGGGCUUGGCGUUGGUUGUGGAUACGUACGGCGGCUCUGGUGGCAUGAUCCGGGGCUUCCUGAACGACGGCUCGACCGACUAUCGGUCUGCACACGUCGAUGGUCUUGCUUUUGCGCACUGCAACUACGCAUACCGCAACUUGGGACGGCCCUCCGAGAUCAAAGUCACGCAGACCCAACACAACUUCCGGGUUGACGUCGAUAGCAGCCUGUGCUUUGAGAGCACCACUGUGGGAAUCCCGGGUGGCUACAAGGUCGGUGUGACGGCAGCCUCAGCCGACAAUCCGGACUCGGUUGAGCUGUUCAAGGUCGCCGUACUCUCUCACCAGGUUGGCAAGACGCAGGAUCACCAUGACGACCAUCACGAUGCCGGGCAUGACAACAGCCACGCGCACGAUGACCAUGGAGCCGAGCAUGACAACGAAAAGGCCCACACGCCGUCCAAGUUCUCACGCGGGCAUUCGGAGCCCGAGCACGGCUCUAGCCACGCCGAGCACUGGGAUGAGGACAUCCCCGACGAGUCGGCCAGCAAGUACACUUCGUCCAAGGCUCAAUUCGAGGAUCUUCACAACCGACUUCAGAGCGUCAGCCACCACUUGUCCACCAUUUUCAAGCAGGUUACGGCACAGCACAGCAUGGACGAGCAUCGUCACGAGGAGACGUCUUCCAUGAUUAACGACGUCAAGACAGCGCUGGGCAAGCUCCACGAUAUCGACAGCAGGAUGCACAGCCUGGAGCAGGAGGUGCGCAGCAUCCGGGCGGAUCUGUCGCACAAGGUUCAAACAUCGGAGAACAACAUCCGCACUUUCGUGGGGGAUACUCACUUCAAGACUGUCCAGACGGUCCAGAAGCACGCUGCUCCGGGACACAGCCGGCUUAUCUUUGUUAUUAUUGCCAGCCAGCUGCUGCUUGUAGUUGGAUAUGGCGUGUACAAGCGGAGAAAGGCAUCGAUGCCCAAGAAAUACUUGUAA